Molecule: messenger RNA, 1771 nt
Organism: Conger conger (European conger)
Lineage: Eukaryota; Metazoa; Chordata; Actinopteri; Anguilliformes; Congridae
Gene: opcml
Product: opioid binding protein/cell adhesion molecule-like
Exons: 7
Coding region: 577-1611 (344 amino acids)
Cellular component (GO): neuron projection
Source: RefSeq, a predicted model, not a curated record
UGCAGACGCCCACAGUGCGCGAGAGACGGAUACAGUAGAUGUAUCAGGGCAUGAUUCUGUGAUUGGGCUUUAAUGUUGGAUUAAUCUGGUGGAUUUAUAUAGUAAGGAAGUUCCAAAUAUAUGUCAGAAGUUGAGAGCAGUUGCUGUCGUUUCACACUGUUAAUUUUAAGCGUAAUAUGCUAAAGACUUUUUCCGUUCAAUGAAAAGUGCGACUUGGCUGCCUAUGCAUCUCUGCGCGUUUCUCUGGGCUCCUACAAAUAACAUUUGCAGAACGGAGGAGACAGUGCGAAUCAUCCAGACGAACAUUCACAGCGCUUCCUUUUUCCUCGCCAUCCUGCGAUUGCAGCUGAAGCCGUCUCUUCUGAAUUACAAGAACGCUGCAACCGGGGACAUAUAAUUGCUCAUUUAUAAAGAUACCAUUUUUACCUCCUCAGUUUGAAGAAAAAAUAAAGAGGGGAUCACAAUAAGCGCUUCGUCGCUGGGGUUGAAUUUCACAGUUCAUUGUCGCUUUUUGACCCCAGAAACGGAAUAUUAAAAUCGAUUUAAGUUUUUCUGGAAGUUGCACAGUGACCGAAGAUGGGCAUUUGUGGUUAUUUUGUAGUGCCCUGGAAAUAUCUAGUUGUCAUCGCUCUAAGACUGCUGUUCCUUGUACCUGCAGGAGUGCCAGCGAGGAGCGGAGAAUCUUUUUCAAAACCAAUGGACAACAUCACCGUCAGACAAGGGGACAAUGCCGUGUUAAAAUGCAUCGUGGACGACAAAGUGUCGAAGGUGGCCUGGCUCAACCGCAGCACCAUCCUGUUUGCCGGGCGUGAGAAGUGGUCUCUAGACCCCCGUGUCAUCCUACUCAACAACACAGCCAUCACAGAGUACAGCAUCAAAAUCCAGAACGUGAACGUGUAUGAUGAGGGGCCUUACGUCUGCUCCAUCCUGACCAAUAAGAGACCCAAAUCAUCCAGGGUUCACCUCAUUGUACAAGUUCCAGCGAAGAUUGUGAACAUAUCCUCUGACAUCACCGUGAAUGAGGGCAGCAGUGUCACUCUCAUGUGCUUGGCUAUUGGACGACCAGAGCCCACCAUUAUGUGGAGACACAGUACACCAAAAGGCCACAACUUCAUGAGUGAAGGGGAGUAUGUGGAGAUCGCAUCCAUCACCAAAGAACAGUCGGGGGUCUAUGAGUGCAGUGCCAGCAACGACUUCCUGGCCCCUGACAUCAGGACCGUGCAAGUCACCGUCAACUAUGCACCCUUCAUUUCGGACGUCAGGAGCACCGGCACGCCGGUCGGGCAGAAGGGUAUCCUGCAGUGUGAGGCUUCUGCUGUUCCACUGGCUGACUUCGCCUGGUAUAAAGAGGACCGCAGGCUCUUAAAUGGACUUAAUGGUGUUAAAAUUGAAAACAAAGGCAAGCAAUCUCUGCUCAUCUUUUUCAAUGUCUCUGAAGAGGACUACGGCAACUACACCUGUGUGGCUAUGAACAACAUGGGAAUCACGAAUGCCAGCAUAAUACUGUAUGGCCCCGGAGCCGUGCAGGACGUGAACAGCGCGGUCCUGUCUCCGCGAGGCUCGCCAUGCCUUCUCUUGACUGUGGUUUUGUCGUACCUUUUCAAGUUUUGAUGCAGCGGCGUGGCUCGUUCCCGGCUUCCGCCAGCACGGCAGCGCGCCAGACUCGGCUGUCCCGUACAAGCAAAAGGGAAACAAACGAAACGCAGACGCAGUCGCCUUUUUUUCUUUCUUUUUUUUUUUUUUUAAAAAAGCUCUGAGCUUGAGUGUUUAU